AUGUCAACCGAUGUUGUAUGCGUCGGCGUAAUGGUCGCUGAUGUAUUAGCAGAUGGUGUUGAUAACGGAAUUUUCGAUCGUGAUAUUACUCGUGUUUCAAUGGUAAAGCUUGCUACAGGUGGUGAUGCAUUUAACCAAGCUAUAAACAUUUCUGCACUCGGAUAUAAUGUUAAAUUAUGCGGUAAAGUUGGUCAAGAUGGUGUUGGCACUUAUCUUUUAGCUGAAGGCGCAAACCACCACAUAGAUAUGUCUUCUGUGAAGACAACAAAUGAAUAUCCGACAUCAAUAUCCAUAGUACUUAUCAACAAAAAUGGCGAAAGAAACUUUAUCGGAAACGCACGUGGUACAAACAGCUCUCUUUGUUCAAAUGAUAUCGAUAUCUCCUGUUUCAAAGGAGCCAAGAUUGUAUCAUUAGGUAGUCUUUACGGAAGCCUCUCUCUAGAUGGAGAAGCCGCUAAAUAUGUUCUUUCUCAUGCAAAAGAAGUCGGAUGUAUCACAGUUUCAGAUAUGAUGCAUGCUGAUCGCCAUUCACUUGAAGAUGCUAAACUUUGUUUACCAUAUAUAGACUAUUUCCUUCCUAACUUCGAAGAAGCUUCACAACUUACAGGAAAGAAAGAUUUGAACGAAAUUGCAGAUACUUUACUUUCUCUUGGCGUCAAGAAUGUUCUUAUCAAACUUGGCCGUGAUGGUGUUUUCAUCAAGAACAGUCAGCUUUGCACAAAAGUUCCUGCAUAUCUUACUGAACCAAUUGAUACAACAGGAGCCGGAGAUGCCAUGGUUUCUGGAUUUAUCAGUGGUUUACUUGAUAACUGUGAUAUUGUUGAUGCUGCAAAGAGAGGUUGUGCUGCUGGCUCAAUUGCUGUGAGAUCAAUUGGCGCCACAGGAGGAAUUCACUCCAAAUCACAACUUCUUGAAAUAACAAAUCCAGAACAGCACUAA
Molecule: messenger RNA, 939 nt
Organism: Trichomonas vaginalis G3
Lineage: Eukaryota; Parabasalia; Trichomonadida; Trichomonadidae
Product: carbohydrate kinase protein
Exons: 1
Coding region: 1-939 (312 amino acids)
Molecular function (GO): kinase activity
Source: RefSeq, a predicted model, not a curated record